This is a messenger RNA of Rotaria sp. Silwood1, 1034 nucleotides long. The record is from the annotation of a GenBank genome assembly. Lineage: Eukaryota; Metazoa; Rotifera; Eurotatoria; Philodinida; Philodinidae.
AAAAUGUUUUUAAUUGGGCAACAAAUCUUAAUUGUACACAAGAAGCAUUUUAUUUACUUAAUUCAAAUCCAGGUGAUAUUGAUAUUCUUGCAAGAGAUAAAUCAGGUUCAUGUUCUUUACAUUAUGCUGUUGAACAUGGAAAUGAAAUUCUUGUUCAUGCUAUUGUUAAUUAUCUUGUACGUUAUCGAUUAAGAUUUGAUAUAAAAGAUGGUCAUAAUAAUACUCCAGAAGAUAUAGCAAAAAAGUUAGGCUAUACUAAAAUAGGUAAUUUUCUUACUCAAGCAUGUCGAUCAACGGUAUUUAUGUCAAGAGAAAUACCAUUUCAAAAAUUACGACCACAAACAAAUAAAUCAAAACGAACAAUAAAGACAACUAUUAGUACAAUAAUAAGUUCAUCGGAAUCAUCAUCAUUUUUUUUAGAUUCAUCCGAAAAUUUUAAUAUAAUAGAAGCAAAAAUCAAUGCAGCAAAACAAUUAGACGAUUGGAAAACAGUUGCAACAUUACGAACUUCAAAAAAAAAUUCAAAUAACAUAAUGAAACCUAUUCCUGAAAUCAAUAAAAGUACAUCAUCUAUUCCUUCUCUUCCAAAACUUCCACUAAUUAAUAAUACUAAACAAUCUUUUAGUCAAGCAGAACAAAUGUUACGUUUAAUGGAACUACAAAUAUCACCAUCAUAUAGACAACCAUUUAUACCAAUUUAUCGACGUUCAAUCAAUAUUAAUACUGUCUUACAACGAGCAGGAUUUGGAUCACGUAAAAUGUCACAUGCAUCAUCACAUAGAAGAUCAUCAAUAUUAAGUCUUCGUAAAAGAGAUUCUGAAGUUAGUCAAAUAAGAAUCGCUCAGCAAUCUCCAGUUUUUAUCGAUGAAUGGUUAGAGCUCAUCAUACCACAAGAUAGUGAUCAUCGUAAGAAAAUGUAUUUUACGGAUAACGGAUAUUCAAAAUUCAUUCGAAUUAUUGUAGCACAAAAAGCAGCUCAAGAAUUAGGUAAUUUACGAAAUGUUAUUUUUCAAGAUGAUGAAGAUCAUAAGUAA